AUGGUGAAGGUGGUGAUCGUCAAUAUUGUCAAUGCAAGAGGGAGUUGUGCCCAGAGAGCAGCUGGCAAGGAGCGCCAGGCUGUCUCAACAAGCGUUGCCAAUCCGUGCCCCUUGCCCUGUGGCGGCCUGGCUGCCAGCUCAGGAAGGUCCUCUCUGUAUCCCCCCUGCGAAACAAGCCUGCGAUGGCAGCACCGUGCCCCUGUCAAGGUGGUCAACGAACCCAUUUUGGCCUUCAAACCUGGAAGCCCUGAGCGAGCCGCCCUCCAGAAGGCUCUGAACGACUUGAAAGGCAAGACAGAGGAGAUCCCAUGUGUCGUCGGGGGCGAGAAAGUGUGGACAACCGAUGUGAGGUAUCAGGUGUCGCCCUUUAACCAUUUACACAAAGUGGCCAAAUACUGCUAUGCGGAUAAGGACUUACUGAAUAAGGCUAUAGUCGCUGCUUUGGGCGCCCGGAAGGAAUGGGAUCUCCGGCCCAUCCAGGACCGCGCGGAGGUCUUCUUCAAAGCCGCCGACAUCCUGAGCAGGCCCAGAAGGGCGGAGAUCUUAGCCAAGACCAUGGUCGGCCAGGCUAAAACAGUCAUCCAAGCCGAAAUCGAUGCGGCCGCAGAGCUGGUCGACUUUUUCCGCUUCAACGCCAAAUAUGCCAUGGAGUUGGAGGGGGAGCAGCCUAUCAGCGCCCCUCCCAGCACCAACAGCCUGGUGUAUCGGGGGCUGGAGGGGUUUGUGGCUGCGAUCUCACCCUUCAACUUCACUGCCAUCGGAGGAAACCUAGCCGGGGCCCCAGCGUUGAUGGGCAACGUGGUCCUUUGGAAACCCAGCGACUCGGCCAUGCUCUCCAGUUACGCUGUCUAUCAGGUCCUCCUGGAAGCCGGGCUGCCUCCCAACGUCAUCCAGUUCGUCCCAGCCGAGGGCCCCACGUUCGGUGACACUGUGACCAGCUCAGAGCACUUGGCUGGCAUCAACUUCACCGGCAGCGUGCCGACCUUUAAGCAUCUCUGGAAGCAGGUCUCUGAGAACCUCGACCGGUAUCGUACCUUCCCACGGCUGGCUGGGGAAUGCGGAGGGAAGAAUUUCCACUUCGUCCACGCCUCAGCUGACGUGCCCAGCGUGGUGAGCGGGACGGUCCGGUCUGCCUUUGAGUACGGCGGCCAGAAGUGUUCGGCCUGUUCCCGCCUCUACGCGCCCGACUCUCUGUGGCCUCGCAUCAAAGCCGGGCUGCUGGAGGAGCACCGGAAGAUCAAAGUGGGAGACCCGACCGAAGAUUUCGGAACGUUCUUUUCGGCUGUGAUUGACAGCAAGGCUUUCGGGCGCAUCAAGAGGUGGCUUGAGCAUGCCAAAUCUUCACCCAAUCUGAGCAUCCUGGCUGGGGGUGGCUGCGACGACGCAGUGGGCUAUUUUGUCCAGCCGUGCGUUGUUGAGACGAAAGACCCGAAGGAUCCCAUCAUGCAAGAGGAAAUUUUUGGGCCAGUUCUCUCGGUAUACGUCUAUCCGGAGAAGCAGUACAAGGAUAUUCUCCACCUGAUUGACGGCACCUCUCCGUACGGCCUCACAGGGGCGGUGUUUGCCCAGGAUAAGGCUGUCAUUGCCGAAGCCACCAAACUCCUAAGGAACGCGGCCGGGAAUUUCUACAUCAACGAUAAGUCCACCGGUGCCGUUGUGGCCCAGCAGCCAUUUGGGGGUUCUCGUGCCUCAGGAACCAAUGACAAGCCGGGCGGCUCUCAUUACAUCCUGCGCUGGACAUCUCCCCAGGCGGUCAAGGAGACUCACGAGCCGUUGGGGGACUGGAAAUACCCAUACAUGCAGUGAUGCGGCUUAAGCGGCCUUUCGCAUCGAAACUGCCACCGUUGCCGCGCCGGACCGGCGUUCUCUUCAGCGGCCGUCCUUGCCGAUCCCUCCUAAGGCACAAAAUCGCUGAAUUGAUUUCCUUCACCACCACUCCGGGGAAUUAAGAGUAACGUUUGCCUUAAAAAAAAAUAGCUUCCUACUGAAAAUCCAAAACGAUUCCUCCAUUUUAGUACAGCCACGUGUUAAAAGCUUGUGCCUUUCUAAAGAGAAGCUUUGCUGCUGAACACUCUUAACGCGCGUUCAUCAGCUUUUGUACCUGUUUCUAAUAAAAUUUUGCCCCUUCCAUCGGAGGGCAGGGAAGAAGCGACUUGUACCGAAAGCAGCGUGGUGAAUCUCUUCCAUUAAAGAAACAGCAGAACGGCAAAGGCGGACCCACGUCCAGAGAAAAUUGGGAGCGUCGUGUGUCAAAUCAGCAUGUAGGAAAAACUGAACUAAACCCACUCCUAUAAACUUUCUUCUUGCAGAUCCUAAGGAAUCUUGGUUGAGAUUUUUGUUGAAAUGUUUCGCUUCUGUGGCAACCACCCUCCAGAUGGGACGCUGGUUCUUUUUAAAAGAUGUAUUUUUGUAGAUUCGAACGCUCAAAUCGGGGACGGGUAAUGCUUUAAAGGAGGCCUCUUGGCAGCUUGCAAACUAAGCCAGGCUGAUUCUCUGCGAAAGCUCUAAAAUCAAGGGACAGAAGAAUAAAUCGAUAGGAAAAAUUAAGUGUACGAAACUGAAUGAUCGAGGAACAGCUGACGAGCAACUAAUUUGCAGUAUCUUAAAGGGCUUAAAACUUACAAAAAUAUCCACAAUCAUGGUUGCAUCGUUUGCUUAUCCCUAUUUCGCUGACUAACAUUUCAGCCCUUGUAGCGUGUCUUUGAAAAUUGAUUUAUAACGAACAGCUUAAGCAGAUGUAAACCAACUUGGUUCUACUCCAUUAAUUCUUAACUCAGAUCUUACUUAUCCUUUUUUUGUUUUUUUUUUCGGAUAAUGGUUUUGAUUUCUGGUCCAGAUAUUCAGACUCACGUUUUAAUAAUUUCCUGCCCAGCCAGAUCUACAUUUCCAGUCUUCCUGGCCUAUCCACACUGCAUUUCCAUCAAAGUAGAGUGUCCCUGUAUGGAUAGAAAUGCUUCAAAGUCUGCUCUUAUUUUUCCUGCCCAAAAAGGCUGCCUUCCUUCCCUUAAGCAGAUGCUUACUAAACUGUGAUUAACGCUCAGAGAAAACAGAGCAGAACUGCAACGGCUGACGAUUGUAUCACAAAAAGGUCUCAACACUGGAUGCACUUCGAAAAAGGGGGAAAAUAGCUAGCUAGCUAGCUAAAUCAAUCCUCCCCGAUCUGGUGCUGGCUAGAUUAGAGCUCCCAUCUUUCCCAGACAGGGUUGCCCCUCCAACACGUGGGGACGCUACCAAGUUUGAGCUCACUUGGGUUGCAAUCAGCGUCACAAUUCCUGGCUUGGUGGCGCACGGAGAGCCAACGUCUGUAUGGCCAUCCGAGUUUAAAUGGCUCCGUAGGUGGGUGGAAGUGAAUUUGGUUGAUUGGAACGCUGAUAAUGUGUCAGGAGAAGACUUAAUAAAGCUUUCU
This is a messenger RNA of Python bivittatus (Burmese python), 3406 nucleotides long. Lineage: Eukaryota; Metazoa; Chordata; Lepidosauria; Squamata; Pythonidae. The record is from RefSeq and is a predicted model, not a curated record.